Molecule: messenger RNA, 2770 nt
Organism: Notolabrus celidotus (New Zealand spotty)
Lineage: Eukaryota; Metazoa; Chordata; Actinopteri; Labriformes; Labridae
Gene: pnpla2
Product: patatin-like phospholipase domain containing 2
Biological process (GO): positive regulation of triglyceride catabolic process; lipid homeostasis; triglyceride catabolic process
Cellular component (GO): lipid droplet; membrane; cytoplasm
Molecular function (GO): triacylglycerol lipase activity
Source: RefSeq, a predicted model, not a curated record
AUAAAAACAACUCCCUGUGUGUUCACCACGUAGUUAUUGAAGUAGCUUAGGGCAGUGUUUACUGAGGUCAUUUACUAACGGGAUUCAGCGACAGCAAAAGAGAGGACAGUUUUUCAAACUUCGAUAAUUUAUUUGCAGCGGAAUAAGUGACCUCUCCUGUUGGCAAGAAAGCUAAAAAAAAAAACUGUCAUUCCAAAGACAACAUGUAAACAGACCUCAUCCACACAGAAUGAACGUUGCUUAGCCGACUUUUAGGUAUUCUAUGAACUUUGUCUCACCACUUGAGCACAACUUUACACGAUUGAGGUCGGUCACCGGUAUGUUUCCUUUAGACUCUCCGUGGAACAUCUCGUUUGCAGGUUGUGGCUUCCUCGGCAUCUAUCAUGUCGGAGUCGCCAGCUGUCUGGUGGAGCAGGCUCCCUUUCUGGUGCUAAACGCCCGACAUAUCUAUGGGGCUUCAGCCGGAGCUAUCACUGCCACUGCCCUGGUCUCUGGAGUCUGUCUCGGAGAGGCUGGUGCGAGCAUCAUCGAUGUUGCCAAAGAGGCGAGAAAGCGUUUCCUGGGACCCAUGCAUCCUUCCUUUAACCUGGUGAAGAUUGUGCGUCACAUAAUGCGACGCACUCUGCCAGCUGAUUGUCACCAUCAGGCUAGUGGACGGUUAGGAAUCUCUCUGACCCGAGUGACAGAUGGAGAGAAUGUCCUGGUGUCUCAUUUCAAUAACAAGGAGGAGCUGGUGCAGGCCUGUGUCUGCAGUGCCUACAUCCCUGUAUACUGUGGCCUCAUUCCUCCCACACUGCAUGGAGUGCGAUACGUGGAUGGAGGAAUCUCAGACAACCUGCCUCAGUAUGAGCUGAAAAACACAAUCACUGUGUCCCCGUUUUCUGGAGAGAGCGACAUCUGUCCCCGAGACAGCUCGACCAACAUACACGAGCUGCGCUUCACCAACACAAGCAUCCAGUUCACCCUCACCAACCUCUACAGGGUCUCCAGAGCACUUUUCCCUCCAGACCCAAUGGUUAUGAAGGCCAUGUGUAAGCAGGGAUAUAAAGAUGCUCUGCACUUCUUGAAGAAGAAUGGAUUGCUUCAUUUUAAUGGACCUCAUAGAGACAGACCUCUGCUGGGGAAUGGCAAAGUAAUUGGGGAUUAUAAUGAUGACAAUAAAAGUGAUGAAGAGGAGGAAAAGCCACGUGUGGAAGAGGCAGCAGUGAUGGUCGAUUCCAGUUCUUCAUUAGAGGAGCAUAUCAUGGAGCACCUUCCACCAACCCUGCAUAAAGCUCUAGUGGAAGCCUGCAUGGAGAGGAGGAGUCUUGUGCAGUCGCUUAGCAACAUGCUUCCUGUCAGGAUGGCCUCAGUCAUGAUGCUGCCCUACACCCUCCCUCUGGAGUCCGCCAUGUCCUUGACUCUCAGACUCCUGGAGUGGCUGCCAGAUGUGCAAGAAGACGUGGGAUGGAUGCGAGAGCAGGUACUGAAGAUACUUAAGCAUGUUCUUCGCCAGGCCUCUAAAAGCAUUUCCCAGCAUGUGUCUGCCAGGUUUUCCUGGCAGCUGGAGCUGCACCACCACCACCAGUCCCUCCAGUCCCAGAUGAGCUCCAGCAGCCUGUUCCCCAGCUCUUCAGUCCUUGAUGUCUUCAUGCGUCUCCAUCAGUACAAGAACCAGCUGCUGUCUGGAGUUCUGUGUAUCAACAUGGACCUGCAAGGCUCCUUCCAAACUGGACAGAUGUCAGCAGAGACAGCCCCUCCAUCCAUCCUCUCCCAAGAAGGCCUCACGCUCCACAGAAGUUAUGUCAACGUUCCACCUGCUGCCAACUCUGAGAAGUCAUCAGUGGGUCCUAAGAGCUUUGACAGGUCUCUUAUUUGACGGGUUCAGACAUACUUCUUCUAGAUCCAGGAACAUUUAUAGGGACUGAGCAGAUCUUUUUUUGUUGCUAACAUUACAUGUGGAUACCUUUAAGCUCAUCUAAUUAACCCUCUUUUAGUAGACAUCAGCUUAUCCCACUUUUUUUUUUGAAUAGCUUGUGACAUUCUCUAGCAGCAGUAUUAUCAAGCAAUCCCAUGGACAUACUAUGUCUUCUUUUUAACUGUACAGUAAAAACUGGAAUUACAGGAUGUUAGAAAGAAAAAUGCACACUUAAAGUAGCAUGGUGAAAAUAGUAUUUAUGUUUCAGGUGGAAUGCAAUCAGACUGGUAGUUAGGCAGAGAGUUUCUGCUUCAUCAGACUCUGAGCUCUGAUAAACUCCUGACACACAGACAGAGACAUAUAGAUGGAGGGAAGACAGGAAGCAUGAAUGUAUUUGUUACAGCUUUAAUUGUUGUGAAAGAGUCAAUGCAGUAUUAUGAAAAAAAAAGUGUUUUUAUGUUUUUAUGAAUGUCAGUGUCUUAUGUCUUCAUAAGUAGUUUGUGAAAAAAACAAAAAACACAAAAUUCUAACAUUUUCAUUUAUAAUCCUGGAUGUUUAUACUCUUUUAGAUUAUUUAACUUUGAAUCUACAUUGUAUUAAAUGUAAAAAAAUUCUUUAAAAAACAAACUGAUUUUUUGAUUAUGUUGUGUCUCAAUUUAUUAAACAUUUUAGUGCUUGAAAAUGAAUCAAUAAUAUGUUUAUUUUGAUGAAUUUCUGAAUUGUUUACUUCUACGAUUUUGCACUUUGUACACCAAAAAAAUCUACCUGUGUGACUUUGCCUCAGCCUGUGCCUUUAAUUCUAACAUAUUGUCAAAAUGAUGCAGGGAAUUAUAUUUAUGUGAUUAUUCAUUAAAGUGGUACUGUUUACCUACA